Nilaparvata lugens (brown planthopper) is the source of this 1353-nucleotide messenger RNA. Its product is annotated as rhythmically expressed gene 2 protein-like. NCBI's taxonomy places the organism in Eukaryota, Metazoa, Arthropoda, Insecta, Hemiptera, Delphacidae. Bases 323 to 1069 code for a protein of 248 amino acids. The transcript has 2 exons. The record is from RefSeq and is a predicted model, not a curated record.
AUUGCCGUCGUCAGCUGUUUUUGUUUUGAUAAAUGAUAAUUACGUUUUUAGGUUAGGGUUUACUUUUGUUUUGCUUAAGUUCAAGGAAAACUUGGAGAAAUUUUAAUUUUCACAAUAAUAUUGAGAAUUUCCUUCUCAGCAUAGCUUACAGAGACAUAAUUAUAAUUUUUGUUCAAUGCGUCAAGAUUUCUUAGUUUGUUGAAUUUCAAUUUUGUAACAUUUCAUAAAUGUUACAAAACAUUGAACAUUGAGUGCUUUUGACUCUUGAAGUUUUAUAUUUAAAUCCUUUUGCUUCUGGUUUAUUCAAAUUUUCUAAACAAAAAUGCGGUUUAAACUAGUUACUUUGGAUAUUUUUGGCACCGUUCUCAAACUGCAAUCUGACGUUGGUCAUCAAUAUUCUAAAGCUGGUGCAAAGUUUGGUGUUCACGUAAAUCAGGAUUUGCUGUUAAGAAAUUUCAAGGAAGUCUGGCUAGAUAUGAAUCAGAAGUACCCUAUUUAUGGUGUACAAAGUUUUGGUUGGAGAAAGUGGUGGGAAAAAUUGAUUUAUAAAACAUUUUCCAAGUCAAGUUCUGUUGAAGUAAAUAGAGAAAGUGUUGAAAAUAUUUCUCAACAUUUAUUCGAAAUGUACAAAAAAGCUGAAACUUGGAAAUUGUGUGAUGGAGCAUUAGAUUUCAUGAAUACCAUGCAUGAUAAACAUAUUCCUCUAGUUGUUAUAUCAAACUUUGAUUCAAGGCUUGAAGAUUUGCUUCUAACAAUGAAUGUAAGACAUUAUUUCAAACUUGUUAUUGCUUCCUACAAUGUAGGAGUUCAAAAACCUGAUCUUUCAAUCUUUCAAUUAGUUGAAGAUAAGCUUAAGCAAUUCCCUGAUCUAGCAGAUAUAAGAAAACAUGAAAUAAUACAUAUAGGAGACUCUCCAGAGCUAGAUUAUAUUUCGGCAACCAGAGCAGGGUGGAAUUCAUUUCUUAUCCAAAGCGAUUCUGAUGCUGUUAUUAAAAAAUAUCCUCUUAUAGCAAAGAAUCAUAUUUUUAAGGAUUUAAAAGAAAUAAAAAUAAAACUUCUGUGCAGUUGAAAAUAGCAAUUUUUUGAACAAUAUAGCUUUGCUAAUAUUGUACAUUUUAUUCAUGUUGGAAAAUAUAAUAGGUGUAAGUGUAAGCCUAAUAUGCAAGUGAAAUGUAAGUUAAUUUAUAAAUGUAUGUUUAUAAUGAUAAUUGGUAUUGUCGACAGUUGCUCUUAUUUAAUUAUUAUAUAUGCAAGCAAGAUGCUUUAAAAUAUCUAUUAUAGAAAAAAAUGAACACAUUCUUAAUUAAUUAUUUCAAUGUAAACUAUUAUUUAUAAGUAAAUAAAUGAAAUAUU